Molecule: messenger RNA, 336 nt
Organism: Staurois parvus
Lineage: Eukaryota; Metazoa; Chordata; Amphibia; Anura; Ranidae
Source: the annotation of a GenBank genome assembly
AGGCAGGUGAUGACCCAGAAUGAUCCAGAUGUAGGCCAGGUGCGGAUGCAGGAACAUGGGUGCAGCAGCAGGUAGGUAUGGCGGCAACCAGGAUGCAGACCAGGUGCAGAUGCAGGAGCAUAGGUGAGGCAGCAGGUAGGUAUGGCGGUAACCAUGGUGCAGACCAGGUGCAGCGGUGUCAAACAAGCUGGGUCAGGAUCAAUCGGGCAUAUCAGGUACAAGGGAGCAGGUAUGCGGAUAGUCAGGGAUAAGCCAGGUCAGUGCAGGCGGAGUUCUUUCUUAGUCAGGGUCAGAUCAGAUACAGGCAACAGAAUCUGGUUAUCAAGUACAGGACGU